AGUCAUUCUUAGCGGUGUCAAACCUUGGUUUUAGCUUUUGGUUGGCGCUGAGAGGAUACUUUUAUUCCUCAUUUAUUUGAAGCGACCUUUAUUCAGACGUCCUUGACAGCCGUAGUUGCACCGACGCGGACAUUUCUCUGCUCAUUCACAGAAAAUUAGCUUUAAAGUCCUGAUGGCUGCAACCUUUCGUUAUCUUUACUCCGUCUCAAGGACAGGCACUUUGGCAGCUGCCCAAGUGAGGUCCUUCAGUGUUUCAGUCCAGAGGAAUGGAUUCAAGUAUGUGAACGCCCAGGAGCUGCCGACAGACAUGAAGUCCAUCACAGACCGAUCUGCACAGACGCUGCUGUGGACAGAGCUCUUCAGAGGUCUGGGCAUGACGAUGAGCUACCUGUUCAGAGAACCUGCCACCAUUAACUACCCGUUUGAAAAGGGACCGCUGUCGCCGCGCUUCAGAGGAGAACACGCUCUGCGCAGGUAUCCCUCAGGAGAGGAGCGCUGCAUUGCCUGCAAACUUUGUGAAGCCAUUUGUCCCGCCCAGGCCAUCACCAUUGAAGCAGAGACUCGUGCCGACGGCAGCAGGAGGACGACUCGCUACGACAUCGACAUGACCAAGUGCAUCUACUGCGGCUUCUGCCAGGAGGCGUGUCCUGUGGACGCCAUCGUGGAGGGUCCUAACUUUGAGUUUUCCACUGAAUCCCACGAAGAGCUGCUCUACAACAAAGAGAAACUGCUAAACAAUGGAGAUAAAUGGGAGGCUGAGAUCGCUGCCAACAUACAAGCCGAUUACCUCUAUCGAUAGAUGUCCACACACACACACACAGUGGGGAAGACUAUAAACGUGACGCAUGUUGAAUCUGUACAUACUGUAAGAAUAUUAACUCGGCUUUGACGGGUGAGCUUCAGGUUGGCUGAAGGAACCUUUGUUGACAACAAAAACCUAAUUAAAACAUUGACCUUUUAAGUUUACUCUCAUUUUGUUAUCAUAAAUAUUCUUUAUGUUUCCACCUCAAGGCUCUGUUGUUGCUCAUUGUGCGUAUUUAUUAUGGUAUCAAACCACUUCGCUCACUCGGUGUCCACAGCUCUCUCCUAUGUGUGUGGAAAGUCUUUCAUUAACAGGAUUUUAAGACGUGUCUGGUGCCUAUAAUUCUUAUUAAAAAGUCAUUUAAAUUUA
Messenger RNA from Poecilia latipinna (sailfin molly), 1171 nucleotides. Its product is annotated as NADH dehydrogenase [ubiquinone] iron-sulfur protein 8, mitochondrial. Gene Ontology annotation, biological process: mitochondrial respiratory chain complex I assembly; mitochondrial electron transport, NADH to ubiquinone. Gene Ontology annotation, cellular component: respiratory chain complex I; membrane. Gene Ontology annotation, molecular function: NADH dehydrogenase activity; 4 iron, 4 sulfur cluster binding. The record is from RefSeq and is a predicted model, not a curated record. The transcript has 8 exons. The coding region runs from base 173 to 799 and encodes 208 amino acids. NCBI's taxonomy places the organism in Eukaryota, Metazoa, Chordata, Actinopteri, Cyprinodontiformes, Poeciliidae.